Messenger RNA from Leptosia nina, 786 nucleotides. NCBI's taxonomy places the organism in Eukaryota, Metazoa, Arthropoda, Insecta, Lepidoptera, Pieridae. The record is from the annotation of a GenBank genome assembly.
AUGAUCAAACACUGCCUUUGUACGGUUCUCGUCCUGAUGUAUUGUGUUAGUUAUUGUGACGGACAAGUGUUUAGUUUCAGGAAUUAUGAGACAGCGUCAACUGAGCCGCCCCUGCCGUUCCCAGCCUGUCGUGCAGAUAACAUAGAAUGCCUCCGUCGUGGAUUGAGGACCUUCUUCUUCCUAAUGGAUUCGAGGCAUUUGGGAAUGACCCCCGUCGACCCCUUGAUAUUAAACAGCGUGGCAGUGUCUGUUCCUGAGGAGCAGAUGUCGUUUUUGUUGAGAAAGGUCAACGUUACGGGUGCGAGAUGGACUAAGCUAAUUGAUAGGAAAUUCCAUGUGAAUAAUGGGAAAAACAGCGUUCGCUUCAAAAGUGACUUGCACGUUAUUGGAGAAAUGAUAAUGACAUUAGCCGGUCGAUCCGAUCCCUUCGUGUCGCUAAUAACAAUAGACAUAAAUGACGUCGAAAGCAACAUCACUUACGCGUGGACGGGACAACGGGGCUACGACAAUGAAGACUAUAUAUUAAUUGGUCAAGAGAGAGUGGCAGUUAGGAACACUAGGACCCCAUCAUUCUUCUUACAACCUACCUUUAACGAGACAAAUACUGACACUGAAGGAGGAACUCAAGACUCUUACAUGAUGGAAAGAAUAUUGCUUUCCAAGAGUGCAAUAUUAGAUCAUUUAGCAAAUGAGGUGACAGUAGCAUUAAUGCACACAGUUGUGGAUAAUUUUAGAUUGUUUGCAAAUCAGAUAGCAGUUAAGAAUUAUUAUAUUUACAAUUCAUAA